AUGAUCACAGAUGUGCAGCUCACCAUCUUUGCCAACAUGCUCUUCCUGCUGGUCAUUCUCUAUCACCACGUGGCCAUCAACAAUCCCAAGAAGCAGGAAUGAAAGUGGCACUUUCUCUGCCCCUAGGGUUCCAGGACAUAGUCUGAGGCAAGAUGGAGGGUGUGAGGGGCCUUCUCACUUCACUUCAUCCCUUCUACCCAUCACAACAUACAAAGGAACUCCACCUGGAUUUUUCCAAACAUCUGUCAUUUCCUCAAAGUCUUCCUUAACCCUAUGAAACAAGAAGCUGUCACUGAAUAGGGCCCAGUAUAGGGGCUACUUUGUUUUCUA
Messenger RNA from Cervus elaphus (red deer), 330 nucleotides. Its product is annotated as dolichyl-diphosphooligosaccharide--protein glycosyltransferase subunit 4-like. Lineage: Eukaryota; Metazoa; Chordata; Mammalia; Artiodactyla; Cervidae. The transcript has a single exon. The coding region runs from base 1 to 102 and encodes 33 amino acids. The record is from RefSeq and is a predicted model, not a curated record. Gene Ontology annotation, cellular component: oligosaccharyltransferase complex.